AUGGAGGGGAGCGACUGGCAGCAAGUGCGUACUUACGCUGACCAUCUGGGUCAUCGCGUGGUGCUUGAGCAGUACGUCGUGCCGGACCCAGAACCCGACCACCUGGUUCCUAUCCAGGUUUAUAGCCUCGUCACCUUGGGUGACGACCACGAAAAACUACGGGAAUACCUGAUGCAAAAUUUAUGA
Messenger RNA from Penicillium waksmanii, 186 nucleotides. RefSeq lists its product as uncharacterized. Lineage: Eukaryota; Fungi; Ascomycota; Eurotiomycetes; Eurotiales; Aspergillaceae. Bases 1 to 186 code for a protein of 61 amino acids. The transcript has a single exon. The record is from RefSeq and is a predicted model, not a curated record.